Molecule: messenger RNA, 1308 nt
Organism: Fusarium tjaetaba
Lineage: Eukaryota; Fungi; Ascomycota; Sordariomycetes; Hypocreales; Nectriaceae
Product: monooxygenase FAD-binding protein
Exons: 5
Coding region: 1-1308 (435 amino acids)
Molecular function (GO): monooxygenase activity; FAD binding
Source: RefSeq, a predicted model, not a curated record
AUGUCGAGUCGAAAAGAGUCACCUAAGCUCGAGGUAGCGAUCGCUGGUGGAGGCAUCGCAGGCCUUAUCACAGCGAUCGCACUCCUCAAACACCCUAACGUCAAUGUAAAAGUCUACGAGCGAGCACCAGAGUUUAAAGAAAUCGGAGCAAGUAUAGCCCUGGGCCCCAAUGGCCUCAGAACCCUUGAUCGACUUGGUGUCGAAAAUGCCCUGGCUGAAGGCUUUGCGCAACGCCAAAAGUCUGGAUAUCCCAUGAUAUACCGGCACUGGAAGACCGGAGAGGUCAUCGAUUAUGAUGUUCACAGUACAGUGCAGAGCAAGAAACAUGCGACUGCGCGAUUUCAUCGUGCACAUCUUCAUCAGGCGCUGUUGGAGAAUUUGCCAGUGGGUAUUGUUCAUUUGGGGAAGACGACGGUUGAUGUUAAGGCGGAUCCUGACGAGGGGGCCACACUUUACUUUGAGGACGGGACCACGGCAACGGCUGAUAUUGUUAUCGGUGCCGAUGGUCUUCGGUCGAAAGUCCGAAAGACAUUUGUCCCGGAGCAUGAAUUGCAUUGGACAGGAUGGGUCGCUUUCCGCGCAGUCUUUGAUGCCGAUAGAUUGAAGGAUGUUGAGUAUCCUGAGGACGCAGCUCACUGGGCAGGCCAUGAGACAACAUUCUUCCAUUCGCAUCUAGGCAAAGGCCUGUUCACAAUAGUCGGUGGCUACCACGCUGAUCCUAAAGACCCCAAGUCCCCCGGCAAAGACGCAAAGUGGGAUGAAGAUGGCAGUGUCGAGGAGUUCAAGAGGUUAUACCAACAUUGGAACCCAACAAUUCGGGCGUUCAUAGACGCAACUCCCUACGUGAAACUCUUCCCCAACUACGCCGGCGCAGCUCUCGAUACAUGGUCCUUCUCCAACCGUGUAGCUCUCGUCGGCGACGCAGCUCACACCCACGGCGGAUCCUUCGCAGCAGGGGGGUCACUCGCUAUCGACGACGCAUAUGCCUUGUAUCGCUCGCUCGACCACAUUUGGCCUCCUUCUUCAGCGCAAACGGGAAAGCCGACCAAGGCUCAGAUUGCGCAGGUAUUUGAGCUAUAUGAGGCCACUCGCAAGCCGCAUCUGGAUAAGCUCUUGGGUAUCGUCCAUAAGAACAUUUCGGGACAGAGGUCGAAUAUCGAGAGAGCGACGACGGAAACUGACGAGGAGUUAAGACGGCGGGUUAAGGGGAGGAUGAAUCCUUCUUGGAUUAGUGAGCAUGAUGUUGUUGCUGCGUUUGAGCGGGCUGUUGAGAGGACAGAAUGUACUAAGGCAAAACCACACCUUUGA